CCACAACAUCAAAAAGCCCAAAAUAUGAACUCAUUCCUUACCACUAAAAAUUUUCCCAACACAAACAACGAACAUAGCGGAUAAGUGUUAUCCUCAUCUUCGUCUUCUAACUCAUCGAGAAAGAAAAGCAAAGAGAAGUUUGGUAUCACUAUGAACAUUGUCACUUAUUAUCAUCACUCAAACGUCAUCUUACAACCUCAGACAGGCAAGACUUUAGAGAGGACUCGACAAGCAAGAUCAAAUAAUAGUACAUUCAUGACAAGAACACAAGGUAGAAGAAGGAAGAUGGGAUUGUGUUUGGUAAGAGCGUGUGCAGAUACCGGAGAAGAAGAAUCCGGCGAUCAAAGCAAGCCCGAGAGAAGAAGUUUCUUGACCUUAGCAGAAGCCGGUCUUGUCGAGAUCUCGGGCCUUGGUGCACACGAGAAGUUUCUCUGCCGACUUACGAUAUCAUCGUUGAAUUUACUAAGAGUCAUAUCGGAGCAAGAAGGAUGUUCAAUAGAAGAGUUGAAUGCUGGAAAGGUAUGCGACUGGUUCUUGAAGGAUAAGCUGAAGCGAGAGCAUAACAUUGAAUCUGCUGUUCUUCAAUGGGAUGAUCCUGAUUUUCCAUUUUAAUUAUUCUUUCAUACUUUUACAUUUAAGAUACAAAAGUAUGAUUAUCCCAUUGAAAAUAUUGUGAAUCAUAUUCGCGUAUCGAUGAUAGUAUAGCUUGUUCACUAACAAGGUGAAUAAUGAAUAUAUGCGUAUGGUAAGUCUUAAUCUGACUUGGUCUGACUAGGAAAUGCCAAAAAUAUAAGCCCAUUGUUAAUUUAAAGUCCUACACCAUCC
This is a messenger RNA of Thlaspi arvense, 825 nucleotides long. The record is from the annotation of a GenBank genome assembly. NCBI's taxonomy places the organism in Eukaryota, Viridiplantae, Streptophyta, Magnoliopsida, Brassicales, Brassicaceae.